AUGAAAUCCAGUCUUCGUAUUCCUUGCCUCUCCUCAUCCAAACUUCUAGGUACAUAUCUUCCCCCCACCCUUUCAAGUCUCCUCCCACCCCCUCUCCGCCCCUCUGUCCUCCCCGCCCUCGCCCCCUGUUCGCAUCCACCCGCGCCAGGCCCGCCGCCGCUGACCUGCAAUGGUGAACCGCCGCCGGUCGACGUCGCGCAGCCCGCGUGGACGGAGUCAGUGGUCCAUACUCCCGCCUACGCGGCUGACACACUCCCGCAGCGCCAAGCCCCCCUCCGCCGCAGUGUGUUGGGCUACGGCGGAAGCACCAGUGCCGCGCGUUGGCGCAUUUGGGGAUGCCAUGCGGGGGAACUGCCGGGAGAAAAUGCGCAACUAAUAAGGACGAGGCUGUAUUUCGAUACAGUGGUGGUACGGAAGCGGAGUGGUGGAGAUGGGAGGAGCUGGGCCGGGGGAAGCGGAGGGGUGGAGAGGGGGGGAGGAGAGCGGGGGGAGCUGGCGGACGGGGUAGCAGAGGAGGGGAAAAGGAGAGUAGCUUCUCAAUCCCAGGAUGGCACGAAAGGGACGGAUGGUGUGGACAUCUUCUUUCAAGGCGAGUUCGGGUACGAAUGCACGGGCAGCGAUGAGGAGGAGUAG
Molecule: messenger RNA, 633 nt
Organism: Closterium sp. Naga37s-1
Lineage: Eukaryota; Viridiplantae; Streptophyta; Zygnematophyceae; Desmidiales; Closteriaceae
Source: the annotation of a GenBank genome assembly